UUCCAGACCAUCUUGAUGCCACUGUCUCAUCAUCAGCACCGAAUAACAAUCCCGGGGCCUCUGCUUUGGAUUCAGAGGAUUCCUUGCCCAUCUUUUUUCAGGGCCUCAGCAACCCCGGUGCUGCGCAGUGUUCUGCCUGCAUGUUUUCCAGCUCAGCUGAACCAACCACCACUGAAAGCCGUCAGCACUGCAGAGCCAGGCUAACUGCACAAAUGGCACCUCUGGUCUCGGCUGUCUGCUGCAUCAACGAAUCCCCAGCCCAGUCCUGACUCCGCAGUCUCGAUUGCUGGUGCUGAGAACUGGCAGAGUAAGAGCGAUCGCUGCGUCUCCAGAGACAGGGCUGAGCGUCUGGCCUGGCAGCCAGGCCGGGCUUGGCCAGAGGGGCUGUGCGGUCCAGGAGAUAGAGCGCUGAACAGGGACACAGCAGCUGGGGGUUCUAUUCCCAGCUCUUCUGCUGGGUGACUUGGUGGCGGGCUCUUCCUCUCCCAGCAAGGGCCCAAUGCCUCGUCCUGGCUUUGGGACUGUUCCCACGGCAACACAAAGCACCGGAAGACCUCUGAGCGGGGAUAUAACCCGAAAUGCAACACUUGAGGCUGCAAACUGUCCCCAUGGCGAUGGUUGCCAGGCAAACAGUGAGGGGCUUUCAGCUUGAAGUGUGAUAAGAAUAUCGCCUGCUACCUAGGACAAGGGCUGCCAGCCCUCUAUCUCCAGAGCAGAACUCCAACACUCGCUGCCUAGGAAGGCCUGAUGGAUGGACUGUGUUUGUGAGGACGCACGCCCAGGUUGCAGCCUCUACUGUCAAUUAAUGGUGUCUGCAGACUCUACGAGCAACAUGAGGCUUUGGAGAUAGAGAGAGAGACAAGAGGACAUGGGAUAAGCAUGGCUCUUCUCGUUUCUGUGUUGGUGCUUUCCUUCUUGCAGGAAGUGUUCGUUUCCCUAGGUUCUAGGGAAAACCCUCCAAUGAUCUCGGUAACUGAAGGGGAACCCAUCUCCUUUGAGUGUUCCUUUGAUGGAUCCCCUGCUGUUGGCAAUCCAUUCUACGAGAUAAUCUGGAUGUAUGAGAUGACCCAUAAAAAUGUGUCCAAGAGGAUCCUGUCCUUUAGGAUGACUCGUCCCAAUACCAGUGUCCCGGUCUCAGUGACUGAAGGCCAUUUUAGGGGUCAGUUAGACUUUGAAAAGAGUACCAGCUCUCUCUCCAUCCCCGAGGUGCGGGUGAAUGACAGUGGCCUGUAUUACUGCGAAGUGAUCAUAGUUCCACUCCCUGUUAAAUCAAGAACAAACGGGACUCAUCUCAUUGUCACGGGGUCAAGAGGUAAACAUUUUUCUUCCACAAAUAAAACACCAUCUCUUAAAUCCACCCCAGACCCAGUGAAUGUUCUGCUGAUCCCCAGUCUGACUGCUGGGCUACUUCUGUUCCUCCUUGCUUUGGGCUUGUAUUUUACAUUAAAGCGCCGAAUCCAGGCCAAGAAACCAGCAGUUUCCCUGCAAAUGUCUGAUCCCAUUUGCAGCACCCCUGCCCCUGCCCAGAGAGAGUCCUUUACACAGCCCGUCGGCCAUGAAAUGAUCUAUUCAAAACUGCAGUGGAGCGAGUACAGUAUGGUGUCCUCUCCAGCGGGGAGCGCUCAUGCUGGCGAGCCAGUGACAAAGAAGAAGCCCAGAGCAGGGAUCAGUGACCCAGGGACGGACACUGUGUAUGCCAUACUUCAGGCACCGUGAAUGUAUUCCCCUCCGUCUCGUGUACCACAAAUGUCUCCAGCAAACACCCCUUUUCUUCAGUGGUGUGGCUCUGGCAUGUAAUAAAUGUACUGAUGAAA
Messenger RNA from Chelonia mydas (Green sea turtle), 1814 nucleotides. RefSeq lists its product as uncharacterized. Bases 880 to 1716 code for a protein of 278 amino acids. The transcript has 9 exons. Lineage: Eukaryota; Metazoa; Chordata; Testudines; Cheloniidae. The record is from RefSeq and is a predicted model, not a curated record.